Molecule: messenger RNA, 1283 nt
Organism: Camelus dromedarius (Arabian camel)
Lineage: Eukaryota; Metazoa; Chordata; Mammalia; Artiodactyla; Camelidae
Product: olfactory receptor 13C7
Exons: 3
Coding region: 9-1283 (424 amino acids)
Biological process (GO): G protein-coupled receptor signaling pathway; detection of chemical stimulus involved in sensory perception of smell
Cellular component (GO): plasma membrane
Molecular function (GO): G protein-coupled receptor activity; olfactory receptor activity
Source: RefSeq, a predicted model, not a curated record
AGAAAGAGAUGGAGGGGGCCAACCAGAUGGCUGUGACAGAGUAUGUCCUGCUGGGGCUACACGAGCACCAUAACCUAGAGGUGGUCCUGUUUGCGCUCUGCCUGGGCAUCUACUCCAUGAACGUGCUGGGGAACUCCCUCCUCAUCGGGCUGAACGUGCUGGACCCCUGCCUGCGUAGCCCCAUGUACUUCUUUCUCAGCAACCUCUCCCUCAUAGAUAUCUGUGGCACAUCCUCCUUUGUGUCUCUCAUGCUGGUCAACUUCCUGGAAACCCAAAUGACCAUCUCCUUCCCUGGCUGCGCCCUGCAGAUGUACCUGACCCUGGCGCUGGGCUCCACCGAGUGCUUGCUCUUGGUUGUGAUGGCGUACGACCGUUACGUGGCCAUCUGCCGGCCACUUCGGUACCCAGAGCUCAUGAGCAGGCAGACGUGUGCGAGGAUGGCAGCACUGAGCUGGGGGACAGGCUUUGUCAACUCCCUGCUGCAUUCCACUCUCACCUGGAGCCUCCCCUCCUGUGGCCACAAUGUCAUCAACCACUUCUUCUGUGAGAUCUUGGCCGUGCUGAAAUUAGCCUGUGGGGACGUCUCUUUCAAUGUGCUGCUAACAAUGGUGGCCACGGCUGUCCUGACGCUGGCCCCACUGCUGCUCAUCUGCCUGUCCUACGUUUUCGUCCUUGCUGCCAUCCUUAGGGUGCCGUCCGCUGCCAGCCGGCGCAAAGCCUUCUCCACCUGCUCUGCCCACCUCACAGUGGUGGUAGUCUUCUAUGGGACUCUCUCCUUCAUGUACUUCAAGCCCAAGGCCAAGGACCCCAACUUGGACAAGAUCAUUGCACUGUUCUACGGGGCCGUGACGCCCUCCCUGAACCCCAUCAUCUACAGCCUGAGGAACGCAGAGGUGAAAGCUGCCGCCAAAGCUCUGCUGAGGGGAGACCUGCUCUCCAGGAAAAUGGCCCACUUCUCCAACGCCCUCAGGCAGGACAGGCUAGGUUCUAUGGAUGAACAGCAGACGCCACCCGUCUGCCCAACAUCAUCCUUGGCUACCUGCCUCCACCCCAACUCCACCCACAAACGCCCUCCAGGCCCAGGCACACUGAACUAUUCCCAACUCCCCGGAAAAAAGGCAGUACAGAAUCAGCAAGUACUUCAUCGGAGACACAAAGACUCCACCUGCAUCAACUCAGGAUACCAGCCAUGGCAGCCCCAGCCCCAGCCCCAGCCCCAGCUGUCCUGCAAUCCCCUCCCAGCACAGCACAGCCCAGAUGCUGCCGCUGGGAGGGAGGCCUAA